UUAAGAACUUUUGAGGAGGAUGAUGGAUGCGUUUGAGAUAUAAUUUAAGUAAUCGUGAGGAAGGCUGUGUUCUUGCGGGCGCGGGAUUGAAGGCAUGUAUAAGUAGUAGCGCCUUUCUAUCGCAAGCAAUUUCUGUGGAAUCUUCGCCACCAGAAAUGGAAGCUUUGAGCACAAAUGCAUCAGUUCCUUCCCCGAAGUUUGAACCUGAUAUCGAGAAAAUUAAGCGAACGCUCCUCCAGAAGGGUGUCCAUCCCACUCCCAAAAUCGUCCGCUCACUCUGCAAGAAAGAAAUUCAGAAGCACAAUCGCAAACUCAAGCGACUGGCCGAACGACAAGACGCUCAGUCGCCACCCCUUUCUGAGUCCCAGAAGCAGCUAAUCCAGGAGGAAACUCAAUUUCUGACGUUGAGAAGCGAGUACAAGGAGUUCUCUAAGGCCAUUGAGGCUAGACCAGCCGGUGGCUUGAUGGUCGGAAGGCCUUGGGAGAGACUGGAAAGAGUUAACCUUAAAGAGCUUACCGGUUUUAGAACGGAGUACAAUCGGGAUAAUCUGAAGAAGGAAAGUUUGAGAGAAUUGAGGAAGCUGUUUGAGGCUCGUAAGCUCGAGGAAUUGCAGUGGGUUUUAGACGACGAUGUGGAACUGAAGGACGAGUGGUUGGGUAGUGAAAAUGGUCAUUCUGACGCCGUGAAACGGAGGCGCGGCGACGGAGAGGUUAUUCGGUUCCUUGUUGAUAGGCUUAGUUCGAGACCAAUUUCCAUGAGAGAUUGGAAAUUCUCAAGGAUGAUGAUACAGUCAGGAUUGCAGUUUAAUGAAGGUCAACUACUUAAAAUUUUGGAUGCUCUUGGUGCCAAGGGAUGCUGGAAACAGGCCUUAUCAGUGGUUGAGUGGGUGUACAAUCUUAAAAGUCACAGCCAUUCUAAAAGCAGGUUUGUCUAUACAAAACUUUUAGCUGUUCUUGGGAAGGCAAGGAAACCACAGGAAGCCCUUCAGAUAUUUAAUUUGAUGAGAGGAGAUGGCCAGAUAUAUCCUGAUAUGGCUGCAUAUCACAGUAUAGCUGUGACGCUGGGUCAAGCUGGUCUCUUGAAACAAUUGCUGAAAAUUAUUGAAUACAUGAGGCAGCAACCGUCUAAAAAAGUUAGAAACAUGUGCCGUAAAUAUUGGGAUCCUGCAGUUGAACCUGACCUUGUUAUAUAUAACGCUAUUUUGAACGCAUGCGUUCCCACCCUUGAGUGGAAAAGUGUCUACUGGGUGUUCACACAAUUGAGAAAGAAUGGUUUAAAACCUAAUGGAGCAACAUAUGGACUUUCUAUGGAGGUUAUGCUGAAAUCUGGAAAGUAUGAGCAAGUUCACAUGCUCUUUACAAAAAUGAAGAAUAGUGGAUCAACACUAAAGGCAAAUACUUACAGAGUUCUUGUCAAAGCUUUUUGGGAGGAAGGAAAUGUCAGUGGAGCUAUUGAGGCAGUCAGGGACAUGGAACAAAGAGGAGUAGUUGGAUCUGCCAGUGUCUAUUACGAACUAGCUUGUUGUCUAUGCUACCAUGGGAGGUGGCAAGAUGCAUUAGUAGAGGUGGAAAAAAUGAAAACACUAUCACACAUGAAACCUUUGGUGGUGACCUUUACUGGCAUGAUCUUAUCUUCCUUUGAUGGUGGACAUAUUGAUGAUUGUAUAUCUAUUUUCGAGUACAUGAAGCAAAAAUGUGCACCAAAUAUAGGAACCAUAAACACCAUGCUUAAAGUUUUUGGUCGAAAUGAUAUGUUUUCUAAAGCUAAAGAUUUAUAUGAAGAAAUAAAGAGAAAAGCUGAUCAUUCCUCCCAGAGUAGUGCUGUUUCUUCUAUAGUCCCAGAUCAAUAUACGUAUGACUCAAUGCUUCAGGCAGCUGCGAGUGCACAGCAGUGGGAAUAUUUUGAGAAUGUAUACAGGGAAAUGGCUCUAUCGGGAUACCGGCUUGAUCAGAGUAAGCAUGCAAUGCUACUUGUGGAAGCAUCAAGAGCUGGGAAGUGGUAUCUUUUAGAUCAUGCAUUUGACACAAUCUUGGAAGCUGGACAGAUUCCCCAUCCACUGUUGUUCACAGAAAUGAUAUUGCAACUUACAACUCAAGAUAACUAUGAGCAGGCUGUCACCUUAGUUAGGACCAUGAGUUAUGCUCCAUUUCAAGUAAGUGAAAGGCAAUGGACAGAGCUUUUUGAAGGUAACACGGACAGAAUUUGUUGGAAUAACUUGAAGAAACUGUCGGAUGCUCUUAGCGACUGUGAUGCAUCGGAAGCCACAGUCUUGAACCUGUCGAGUUCGCUGCAAUCUCUUUGUAAACGUGGCAUACCAGAAAACGCCUCCCAGUCUAUAGCCAGUGACCAUGAUACAACGGAUGGACUACAACUUCCUGGACCUGAAAACAUGAAGAAUAUGAAGCUUCACCUAGAUCACGCCACUGAUUGUUGUGAAGGGUCAUUGGAUAUUAUUCCUGUUAACCAUGCAAGCUUGAACUGUGAUUCAGAGAUGCCCCCUUGGUCACUGAGUCUUUCUGAUGGUGUUUUAGAAACUGGCAAGUUUUCAGAUCGGUCCAACAAUGAGCGCUCAACUUUUGAUUUGCGUGAUGACAGCGAAGAUGAUGAGGAAGAACUUAGCAUGUUACUUGAUGGAUUUGAUGAUUCUUAUGAUUCAAACUUACCUUCUGUCGAUGAAAUACUGAAAACCUGGAAAGAGGAGAGGAAAAACGAUGGGUUAUAUCUCCACCCUUAAAAUAGCACACUUAAGUAGUGUCUUGUUUAUUGUCUGUAUAUGGUAGUACGUAUUUACACACUCUGCAUAUCCAUAGCUUUAAUAGUUAAUAUUGAGGCAGCCUUUUUCCAAAACGCA
Molecule: messenger RNA, 2852 nt
Organism: Cucurbita moschata (crookneck pumpkin)
Lineage: Eukaryota; Viridiplantae; Streptophyta; Magnoliopsida; Cucurbitales; Cucurbitaceae
Product: pentatricopeptide repeat-containing protein At5g67570, chloroplastic
Exons: 9
Coding region: 27-2735 (902 amino acids)
Biological process (GO): chloroplast organization
Cellular component (GO): chloroplast
Molecular function (GO): protein binding
Source: RefSeq, a predicted model, not a curated record